AUUGAUUUAAAGGGGGCUGCCGACGCGGUUGACGCAAAUCGCAUUGCGCAGGCGUCAGUCCCCCAAACACCAACCAAAAAAGAGAAGGAAUUUUUGCGAAAAACUCAGCGCGAGUUCCAGAACAAAAAUUUCUACCAAAUUGAAUAAGUGCUAAAAUUGUGAAAAUAAAGUGGCCAAAAAGUAACUGAAACCACCUAAAUAACUACAAUUAUAAAAAGUUAACUAAACGAAAUGGAGCAAAUCUGGCGUAAUAUCUGUGCCCACUAUGAUGUGCCAGAGGAUGUGACCAAUGCCUGGUUUGCACGCAUCGAACAGCAUCUGAGCGAGGACAGUCCCACUCGCGCCUACCACAACUGGCAAGAGAUGAUGCAGCGCAAGCACGAGCAUCUGUCGGACUGUGCUCCGAGUAUUGCUCUGGCUGCCUUCUUUCAGUACUAUCAUUUCGAUGGCAAUCGCAGCUGUGUGCAGCAGAAUUGCGAAGUCUUUGAGGAAUUUUGUCGCGAUGCCAUGAUUGAGGAUGAGCAAGCCAAAUCGCUUGUCUGCAAUCUGCUGGGUCGCAAGACACCUGAUAAUGAGGUCACCUGGUCACAUGAUGAGGAAGCCAAUUUGUUGCAGGAUGUCGAUUUGGUUGUGUUGGCUGCUCCGCCGGAUGAAUAUAAACACUAUACCCAACUCUUACGUCACGAGUACGCCAAUCUGGAUGACGAGAGCUAUAAAAUGAUGCGUGUCAAAGUCUUGGAGACAUUGUUGCUAAUACCCAGCAUUUAUGCGACAGCCGAAUACCACGAGAAAUACGAGGAGCUGGCACGUGCCAAUAUACAGAAUGAGAUACGUGAGCUAAAGCAAAAGUAAGAGUUUCAGUCGUAAUGUAGUUAGUAAAGAAUUUGGGAUCGAGAAUGCCCAGACAACAGUAUACAAUAUGCAGCUUUUGUCUACAAAUAUGUGUGUGUUGCCUUUUUAUAUAACUAAAUGUUGUCAAGAAGUCAAAAAAUCGAUUUUCUUUUAAAUUCAAUUGAUAAAGAAUAACGGACAUAGAAGAAGAAGUCAAUCUAUCUAUAGUGUAUCAUUCGAGUGAUAUGUACGAUCUUAGCUAGCUGAAUUUACAAGCGAUGCGCCAAUCAUAUUUUUAGU
Messenger RNA from Drosophila mojavensis, 1131 nucleotides. RefSeq lists its product as uncharacterized. Lineage: Eukaryota; Metazoa; Arthropoda; Insecta; Diptera; Drosophilidae. The transcript has 3 exons. The record is from RefSeq and is a predicted model, not a curated record. The coding region runs from base 232 to 852 and encodes 206 amino acids.